AAUACCAUUAGAUAUGCUAUGGGAAAUAUUUAGUUCGUACCCGUGUUCUAUUCCGCUGCAGACCCGCCCGAUGAAAGGGGGCUUGGAUAUACGAUAAUUAAUAUAGCGCAAUCACUAUGAAUCAUCCCCAAGGGCGAAUUACGUGCAGAUUAAAGCCAGUAGUGUCUUUCUGACUAUUCAGAUCUAGAUUUCUUGGUAUAAGUAGAUAUAUACACGAAGCGCAAAGCAUUCAAAAACUCCGAUACUGUACUAGAACAAGUCAUCAAGCGAAAGCCACUUUAUAAAGACCUCAACAUACUUCCCACUUGUCGCAGUAUUCGCAAUACCCUUACAAAAACCUAACAUGAUUUCCCAGGCCCAAGUGGCUAGAUUCGCAUUGCCCCAAUCGGCGACGGGCCUCCGCGUGGUGCCUGGGUCUCGUUUAGAUCUCCGGCCUGAAGAGGAAAUUGUACGAGAGCUCUGUUCUUUUCGCCCCGUCACCUCUGAAAAGAACGUAUGGUGUUUCUGGGACAAGGGCUUGGAUCGCAUGUACCCUAGCUACCGAUGCACCGUACUCAACUGGGUCAGGAAGCUGGGUAGCUCGUGGACCGUUCGCAUCGUCGAUCUCGUUGACGACUCGCCCAACAAUGUCUACAAGUACGUGAGCAAGGACUGGUUCCCCGAAUGCUUCGUCAACCGGACGAUGGACGGAAAUCACGCGGCACAGCACGCUGCCGAUCUGGUACGGCUACCAUUGCUGUACGAACACGGAGGCGUCUGGAUGGACGUCGGAAAUAUGCUGCACACGCAUCUCGACCAACUAUUCUGGAAUGCCUUAAGCACUCCGGAUUCGCCAUACAAGAUGGCUGUCUGGAUUAUAUCAGGACAGAUCAGGAAGCAAUGGGGCAGUUUCGGCAACUACAUGUUAGCCGCGCGAAAGGGCUGCAUCUUCAUCAGGAACUGGCACAACUCUUACAAAGAGCUAUGGAAAGGACGCACCAAUGCCACUGGUUUCCACAAAUUACCCUUAGUUCAAGACAUUGGGAUUGCCGAGGGCAUGUCUGAUUGGCACUUCAAGGACAAGGUCCUCGAGAUGAGCGACUACGUGGCGCAGAUGCUCCUCGGCGAUCGCACGAAGAACUUACUCGAUGUCAGCACAGGCUGGAACGGGCGCGAAUUCUGGGAGAACAACGUGUUCAUGGUAGAAGGGAUAGAAAACGGCAUUCUUGGGGCGAUUAGAACCGACUUCGACGGAUAUAAGCAGGCCGAGCUUUUCACGACGGCACUCGAUGAGCCGGAUGAGAGCAAGAGGCAGGCCGCCGAGGCGUUUGUUGUAGAGGUGCUCGAGAAGAGCCACAUGUACAAGGUCUAUCACAAUUCGGCGGGUGGCCUGCCCGCUCUUGGGGACCUGGUUAAGAAAGACGGCUUCAAGGACGCGGACCAUAGACCGGGUACGUUUGGCGAGCUGUAUAGGUACGGAACGGUGCACUGGGAAUCAGUGCGCGAGGUAGAGCGCUUGAUACCGCAGUCAACUGGUGAGGAACUGAUUCUGGCUACGCCUACGACGCCAUCGAAGCGCCAAGUGAAUGAGGACUAGUACUAGUUAGCGAUUAUUUCAACUAUAGCGUUAUCAAAUCGAAAUAGAAUUGUAUAUAGGGUGUAUUGAUAAUCAUUGGUGUUAAUCACGUUGAUACCCCCGGGAGUGGCAGCAGAAUCAGAGUGAAAUCAAGCGAUGAUUCGAAUUGAUGUUUGAUCAUGCGCCACAACCAGAAGCCGUCUCAAUCCUCGGCAAAAGAACGACUGCGCGUCUCGUUGCCACAGAGCAGGCAGUUGUUCUUAUUCAUCGCGCGGCUGGCCAGCUUUAUGCUAGAAUUCAUAUUCGAGUUCAGCCAAUUCACUCGUGUCAUCGCCUCUGUCAUGCGUUGCGGGGUUCUCACCCGACUUUGUCUCCUCUUGACAUAUAGGGUGCUACAGGGCUUUUCGAGUUUUCCGUUACAACGAAUUGCUGUUGGCGUGCUGCUGUUACUUAUCGCAGAAGUGGAAGAUACUGUCAUCGAAGCAAAAAUGGUGAAAUGCAUAGCUCUUGCUGACACCAGUAAGAUGGUGGACGCAGGCAUCAGACCUAUUGAAGAGAAACAAGGAAAGUAACCAAACCCAAACUUUACCGAUGAAAAAAAAAAAAAAAAAAAGGAAAGGAAACUGAGGUCAAAAAAGUGAGUGAAUAUUAACAAGAACCAAAAAUAUUGCGAUUGAGAAAGCUCUCC
Molecule: messenger RNA, 2243 nt
Organism: Xylaria bambusicola
Lineage: Eukaryota; Fungi; Ascomycota; Sordariomycetes; Xylariales; Xylariaceae
Exons: 1
Coding region: 344-1576 (410 amino acids)
Molecular function (GO): glycosyltransferase activity
Source: RefSeq, a predicted model, not a curated record